Molecule: messenger RNA, 534 nt
Organism: Phaedon cochleariae (mustard beetle)
Lineage: Eukaryota; Metazoa; Arthropoda; Insecta; Coleoptera; Chrysomelidae
Source: the annotation of a GenBank genome assembly
AUGGGUCAGGAUUUGGGAGAAAAACAUGUGGAAGCUUAUCGAUCCCAACAAGCUAAUAUUCUAAUGACAAGAGAAAAUGAUCCUGAAGCUCCAAUUAUUCGCUCAGCACCUAUACUGUACAACGUGAAAAGUGAAUUUUUGCAGAGUCAAUACAUCGCAAAAGAUCUUUUGGAAGCUUUGAAAAUAAUGAAAUAUGGCGAUUGUGUAAAUUGCAUCGAUGAUAUUGGCUAUGAUCCCUUUUUUGUGCAAUAUUCCACGAAUGCAUCACUUCAAACGUACAAAAAACUAUGCGCAAAACCUGGUAAAACUUGUGUGAGCAUAGACAGUACAGCAGGGGUGGUGAAAAGACUGGAUGUGAAAAGAAUAUUUUUACAUGCUGUAGCACUCGGCGUUCCAGAAGGACAGUUUUCUAUCACUCAUAUGCUAUCGGAAGUUUCACACACACAAGCCAUAUGUAACUGGUUGAUGAUGUGGCGAAGGUUAAGAGCUCCUGUCCCAGACGCGUGCACUACUGACUGGUCGAGAGCAUUAUGA